AUGACUCCGCAACACGGAACGCCACCGUACAACAUGUUAGAUAGAAUGCCACGACGUGAUACACCGCCAUAUAACGUGCCGCAAAACAUGAAGCCACAGUAUUAUACGCCACCGCGCAACACCGUACAACAGUCCUUAUCAACGCCACAUGCGCCGCAACGAUUUCUGCCGCCGCCACCAGCUACAGUGCGACAACGCAACUUCUGCCGCAUAAUAUGCUAUUACAACCGCCGCUAUGUGCCGCAUGGAAACGCCACUUAUGUAGAUCGCGCCGCAACGUUACACGAAGCGUAUAACGUUAUGAUACUAUCAAAACGCGAAGCAAAAUGCCGCCAAGACCAAAGGAACGCCGCGAAACGUAACACGGACGAUGCCACAAUAAUCUACAAGCCUCGCUACUAG
This is a messenger RNA of Acaulospora morrowiae, 402 nucleotides long. The record is from the annotation of a GenBank genome assembly. Lineage: Eukaryota; Fungi; Glomeromycota; Glomeromycetes; Diversisporales; Acaulosporaceae.